Austrofundulus limnaeus is the source of this 310-nucleotide messenger RNA. Its product is annotated as RNA-binding protein 25. Gene Ontology annotation, molecular function: mRNA binding. Gene Ontology annotation, biological process: regulation of alternative mRNA splicing, via spliceosome. Lineage: Eukaryota; Metazoa; Chordata; Actinopteri; Cyprinodontiformes; Rivulidae. The record is from RefSeq and is a predicted model, not a curated record. Gene Ontology annotation, cellular component: spliceosomal complex.
UCUCAGACUUCUACACGAGCUGCUCCUGGGUGAUAAGAAGCUGUUGGUGAAGGUGGACGCAAAGACCAAGGCUCAGCUGGAGGACUGGAAGGCCAAGAAGAGGAGCACCAACGGGGGAAUCACAGAUGGGUCCAGAACAGAAGGAGGGGCUGAGGAGGAGGUUCUUGAUGAAGAAACCCUGCGUCGGGACCAGGUUGUGAAGGGGGCAAUAGAUGUUCUGAUUCGAGAGUACUCCAGUGAGCUGAAUGCUCCCUCUCAGGAUUCUGAUGGUCAGACUCGCAACAAGAAGAGAAAAGAGAAGAAAGAGGAG